Molecule: messenger RNA, 6706 nt
Organism: Amoebophrya sp. A120
Lineage: Eukaryota; Dinophyceae; Syndiniales; Amoebophryaceae
Source: the annotation of a GenBank genome assembly
GAACUACCAAGGCAGCUCGUCGCCGCGGGGACACGAGCUGGCGCUCCAGAAGUUUUUUUUAUUUUUAACUUAGUGCCAGCACAGGAUGUCGAUGUCCAUGAUCUUGAAGGUCAAGGUCUUUUAUUUUUAACCCUGAACACCAAUAGCCUGAGCCGUCAUCAAGCAUCAAAGCAAAAUGUCUUCGCCAGACCGGGAGAAGCAGUUGAAAGCCGCGUUGGCUGCGAAAUUGAAAACCGGUGGUAUUGACGUGCACCAAGCGGCGAAGCAAGUGUUAAUGACCAACAAAGCCACACGCGCUGCCAACGCCGGUUUCGGGAAUAAAAAUCCCCGCUCGCCAGCGUCUGUUGCAUCAAGCCCUCAAGGUCCUGCGGGCGGCUUGGUCGUGAACAAAAGUGGUAGAACGUCCAGUCAAGAUGCAGGAGGACUAGUAUCUUCGUCCACGACUGCGGAUCAUGAAAAUGUGUUUGUCCGGACCUACAAGAACGCCCUGGACUCGGCACUGCAUACGGGCGAAUUGAACGCGGACAACAUCCUUGGGACAACUGAAGCUAGUGGUUCAUCUUCAUCGCAUGUUUUUCACAACAACCCGCAUUUGAUCCCGGUGGUGCUCGCGAACGUGUGCAAAUUGGCUGAACUUCUUAUCGGCGACGAGGGUGGUGCGAAGAUCCCGGAUACGGCGGAAAAGUGGCAGGCGUUUUUGCAGCGGAGUAUCGGGGAGAAAUUCUUGCAGAUGGAGGAAAAAACGCUGCAAUUGGAGGAAAAAUUGUUGGACUGCGAAGAGAAGCUGGCGGACUCUGCGGCAGUGGUGAAGAAGCACGAGGAGGAAAGGAAAGAAUUGGAAGCGCUGCGGAAAGCGCAUGCGGAAGUUUUGCAGCAAAGGGACGACGCGGUUGCGCGGGAAAAGAACGCGAUUGUGGAGCAGGAAGCGCAGCAAGUCGCGGAACUGCGGCGGUUGCAGGAACAGAAUUUGAGGCUGUUUAAGGCCCUGGACCAGACGCACCAGGUGCUGCACACCUGGGCCGCCGGGACCUGGGACGCGUCGGCGACGAAGAAAGGAAAUAAAGCUGGUGCUGAAGAACAUCAAGGAUCCACCAGCCCGAUGUUGUUCCUUCCGGCGGAGACUUCCGACGUUGUCGGUAGCUCUAGCAGUAUCGGUUUUCAGUCGAACAAGGACGCCCGAGCGGUUGCAAGACGGGCAAGCACGCAGGCGUUCCUGACGCCGAGGGGCGAACAGAACGAGGGAGGAGAUGUUGGGGCCUCCUCUGCCCAAAGCAUGCCGAAUGCGGGAGGUCCUCUUUCGCCCGGUGAGUUAGCGGACGGAGCGAUUGGAGAGGCGCUCGAGGCACUGGCCGAUGACGCAGAGGUCACGGGCAAUGUGAAGAAAACGCUGAACGACUUCGAGCUGGCCCGCAGCAUCUUCUCUUCCGCGACCAUGAGCCGGCAACGCGCCAACACGGGGCUCCAGCCGUUGUCACCUCCGACAAGUGCUGGAAACAAACAACAAAUCAAAUCCCCCUCGUCCCCGUUGGGGAAGCCUUUAUCCCCACAAACGUUCCCGGUUGUGGCCGCCAAACUGCUCGCGAAACAGCAGGAGGACGACAUUACGUCCAGCACGAGGCAGCUGUUCGAAUUGUUGCAUCAAGUUAUCCAGUACGAAAAAACUGCUAUUCACUGUAUAGGAUUUUGGAAGUCACGCGACGUCACAAGUUUGUUAUACAUGAACAUCACAGAGAGAAAAAUAAGUUUGUUCCAUGCGAGGUUCAUCCUAGUGGAAAACAGGUCUAAAAAUCACUUGAUGUGGUCUUGCAUUGGUACAAACAAGACAACCGCUUCAUCUGCGAAGCAUUUUCUGCAUUACAGUGCGAGAGUUUUUUCGUGCGAUCCAAGUGGACUUGAAGUUAAAGGAGGAGCGAAUGGAGAAGCUGGAAGCGCAGCACCGCAUCGAGCACACCGAGGAGCUAGAGCAGGCGCUGGACCAAUUACAGCGUAUCUUUGCGGAGAUUCAGGCGGACCAGGGGAAGGUCCUGGACCGCAUCCACAAGCUCUCCGACGAGAGCACGGCGGUGCAGGCGGAAAAUACAAGGCUGGUGGCGGAACAUCAAGAUUUGAGAAGGUGCUUAUGUUGAUGUGGUGUUCGUUUGCGAUUAAGCGUGCUUUUCAAUGAAUAUUGUUGUUGUAUGGCUUUGAGUUCAUUCCCACAUUCACAUUUUUGCUAAAAAUAGCAAAAACACAACAUCAGAGUCCGCGUGGAGCUUGGUUUGGCGGAGGAUACGAUCAAAGGAUUGAAGCAAAAUCGAGAGAAACUGCAAGAAGAAAUUGCUCGACUGAUCGCGGACACGGAAACCCUAGGACAAAACUACGCGAAUCGGGUCACGGGUCUAGAGAAGGAACUGAAAAAGGCGGGGAUAAUUAGUACAACGGGUGCAGGAGCAGCUGUUUCGUCUUCUGCCACUGCUAGUACAACACAGGGCAAAAAUUAUCCAACCGGAGCCGGUAAUAUCAAAGCUGCGACAUCAUCAAGACGAACCCAAGGAGCUGCCUCGAGUGUGUCCUCAUUUGGUUCAACCGGGAACAGCAUGGUAAUGGCGACGCGAGACAGCAGUAGAAAACAAAUUUCCACCGUCUCAUCGACCAGCUUCGGCUCAACAGGGACCUCCUUCUUCCGGGGAGGGCGUAACCCAGCUGCGGAGGGCUCCGUCAAAGUAGAAGCUGGAGAUGAUGUAGUCCCAGGCAUCGAAGAGGAGGAGGAGGUCGAUUUGCAACUCAAAUUGCAGGAGAAGGACCUGGAAAUCGCGAAACUGCUUUCCGCCGCGAAAAUCCACCAGCGUUCCACCGCGGAUCUGAAGAAAACCGUGAAACAGUUGCAGGUUCAGCUGGAGGAGGAAAAAACGAAGGACGACGAAGUCGCGAAACUGCGCAGGAAGGUCCGGCUGCUGGAGAAAACCAAAUUCGACGUGGAGCAGAAAUUCGGGGAGUUGGAACGGGUAAACGACCAACUGAAGCGGAAGCACGAGGUCAGUAGCGACGAGGUGAAAGACUUGCAACGCAGAGUGGACGACCACGCGGGGAAAGAAGGGGGCUGGCGGAAGCAGCUGGAAACGGAACUGCUGCGCGAGAAGAAGAAAAUGGUGGCAGAAAUGGCGGAAGCGAAGAAAGCCCUGCGGGCAGAGAUGGAAAGGACCUUGCUCAAGCAUCAUGAUCAGGUACUUACAAAAAUACAUAAAGUAUGGUAUUAAAAAAGAGUAGGAAAAUCAUUUGGUAUCGAAGUGCAGCUGUUUUCAUCUCUGGCAAAAACUAAACUGAAAAAAUAAAAGAUCCUUCACAACUUUGCGGAGCAAGAGAUCGAGGCGCUGCAGUCCGCCUUUGCCGAUGCCGUGCACAACAGCGCCCACGUUAAGGAAAAGGUUCGAAAACUGCAUCAUCUUGGUGGUCGCGUGCAUUUCUUCGAGAAGCGACUGACAGUUCCGACAGCAGUUGCGGGAGGGAAAAACAAAUCUUCUCGAGUUGGUGCUCCUGCAGGUGAAAGCAAUGACUCAAGCUACGAGAGCGACGAACCGCUCGAUCCGGUGUCUGACGUGCAGCUGAAGAGGCACGCGAGGGCAAAGGCGCUCGUCGUCCUGAACCGAAAUAUCGACGACGCGCUGGCCACUUGUGAACUGGAGAAAGCGCAUUUGGAAAAGGAGAAAGAGUCGGAUCACGCGAGGAAAAGUGGCUACAUUGAGGCCCUGGAGCAUCGCGUGAAAUCCGCCGAGAAAGAAGUGGACCAGCUGCACAAGGAUCAGGACGAACACCGCGAGCAGCUGGAGUCGACCAUUACCAGACUACGGAGCCAGCUGCACCAAACAACCGUCACCCACAAAGAGGUCGGGGAACAGCAAUCGCAGCGAAACGAACACUUAGAGCUGGAGCUGGGAAAAAAGGCGAAGAAAGUGCUGCAGUUGCAAGCGGAAGUCGCCAACUUGAGGGAGGAAAAGGCCGCGUUGAUGCUGGACAAACACCAUUUGAGUUUAACGGUGGCCCAGUCGGACGCUGCUGCCGCGGCGAAUGCGGUUGCAGUUGUUCCGUCGGGCCAUCAACAUUUGGCGGAUAAGGUGAAGAGAACAUCGGUGAAUAAAGCAGAAACUAUUAGUUCAACAUCUUCUGUGCACCAGGCGCGCCUGUCCAUGCAGGGCGAUCGGCUGAAGGAGCUGCACAGGCGAGUUUACAAGUACUUAUUGCACGCUGAUGUUGUAGUUUUGCUGCUUUCAAUUUGAUACAAACAGAAAGUUUUCACCCGCAUGUCUCGUGGUUGUUGUUCUGUUUUCUUCUCCAGGCCCAGAGUUCAUACGAGCUGAAAAUGAAUAAAUCCAAUUUCAUCAUACAGAGACCUCUCCCUCGACAUGCUUUCUAGCGGCCAUCACCAGUUUGGCCUUCGUCGCACAACACUUCUCCGUUGCGCUCUUCGUGGAUUUCUCGCGAACGUGGUCGACAAAGGAGUACUACCAACUGUUGCACGACAAGAACCACAGCCAGCAUCUUCUUCGUUUUCCUCACAAAUGAUGAAAAAGGACCAGCGCGACUUGUCCGGGCACGCAGAAAUCGGGUUUUCCGAUAACAGUGAGGACCGUGUUAAUGGCCAAGAAGGAGACAACUUCGGUGUUGUUGACGAGGGUGUUCUGGUACACGGGAUGCAUACUGUCAAAACAGUUGUGCAUGACGAAGACCGACCGCUGCACAACAUUACUCUCGAGAACCCCAGUGAAGAUCCGAAUUCAUCCACCUCAGGAGAUCACGAUGCUUUCCUGAAGCCCUCGCAGGAGCUGGUCCGCAGCAGCAUGGCGCGAACCAGCGCAGCUUCAUCCUUCGAGAUCGAGCAGCAACGGGCGACGCAGUUCGUCACGAAGCUGAACGUGAGCGGGCUGGGCAUUGCGCAGCAGGAGAGCAUGGUCGAGCGGCUGAUGAACCAGGCGAGGCAGGAGGGCGCGGCGGAAUCCGAUAUCGUUCGGGAGAGAAUCAAACUGCUCGCACUAUUACAAGAGGAGCGAAAGGCGGACGGCCGCGCGGGUUUUUCGGUGCUGGAAAACGUGGAAAAUGACGAGAACAAGGAGCGAAGAACCACCCACGCGGUUCACUUCCCGACCUUUUCCAAGCUGUAUUACCCGGAACUGGAGGAAGAGCUAGAGCAGCCCACGACUUUCGAGUUUGUCCGCCGCACGUCCCACCACGACGAGGAGCACGAGCAGAUUGCGGUCAGCGACGGUGAAAAUGUCUUGGCAGAGUAUGAGGCUUUGGUCCGGAACCGCACGGCGGGCGGGAAUCCGCGGUUCCAGAAGUUUUCGCAAAGAAUUGGAUUCAGCUUUCCUCCCGCAGCUCCAUUGGGAGGCGCUGGAUCUACUGCAAUUACAUCGUCGGCAACCCACCUCCGAGCAGGGGAAAGACAGCGAGUAGCCGAAGUUGACACAGAGCAUCAUCUGAAGCUAGUCGAAGUUGUAGAGAGUCAAGAAGAGGCACUGCAAGAUCAUGCUGCUGAAGAUGUAGAUGAUCAAGUUAUCCAGACGAUCGAGUCCCCACUGUUCCUGUGGUACCCGGAAAACGGGGUGUCCGUGGAAUCAUCCGAUUCGGUCUCGUAUGGAAGCGUCAGGAUCGAAAUCGUCAAAGUUGAAAUGAUUUGCCAUGAAUAAAAUGCAACGCAAAAACUGCCUCUGUUGCAGAGGACGCAAGGGAUGCAGAUUGUAAGCCUGCCGAGGGGUAGAAAUUGAGCUGCUAAAGUAGCAUGACAAAAGGCGUCUUCCUUACCAAAACAGCAUUACAGACUCGAUUUGAGUUCUACCCAAAUUUGUCAUGCGCCACUGGAAAACUAGGCGCCAACUGGUAUCCGUUUUAUGCAUCACAAAUUAUUUCAAAUUCAACUCUGACGAUUUCGAUCCUGACACUCCCAUAUCUCGCAGGAGAACAGUAGCGGCUCGAGGAACAACAUCAAGCGCUUGGUCGCAGUGCCGCCCGCGGCUGCCGUGCAACCGGCGAAGGGAGACGAGUCGGUUGGGCCGAUGCUGGGAUGCGAUACGUCGCGGUAUAAUGUUCUUUACCACCCAGAGACGCCGAAAACCCCCUGGCUGUAGAUGGGCAUGGGGGGGGAGGAAAAUACGCAUCGCCAUGCUGUGCAUGAUGUGCUCUUUCUGAUAAUAAUUAUGAUUAUCGAUUCGUAGGGGAGACGAUGACGAGUUUGAAUUCUGUUCAUAUACUGACAAGAAAGCAUCUGCAUUGUCGGCCUACAAUCGGCCGAGAAGUUACUUCUACCGAUAUUUUAUCACCGUUGAGAAUCAGGUUUUCUGUUUGAAAAAUUACAGCUUGCAUUUUUAUCCAGUUCACGACAAAAUUUAGUAGCGAUUUUCACUCGAGUUUUCUGUACAAUUUUUGUUUCCUAAAUUUGAUAAAGGUAAUCCUCAUCUCAAAUUUUAUCGUGUAAAUUCGUUGAAUGUUGUUUAUGUGUGCAUUGCAAUUCGUGUAUUUCUAUUUUGUUCGUUACAUGCAUCACAUCUAGAUGAAAAUUCCUUUUCGAAGAAACGAUGCGCUCCAAGAACAAGAUUUCCCAGAGUAGCGCUUGCGCUUCCUUGUGGUCUACGCCACGCUCCAAAUACAAGGACUAUCUCCGACGAAUUGAAUUGUUUCACCAGUGUAUGCUAGUCCCAAAACGAAAUCGAAGAAAGAAGAUACAGUUACAAGAGCC